CCAGGUCUCUAGACAAACUCUAUAACUUUGCUGACUGCUCUGGCCUUCACCUGAUCUUUGCACUGAAUGCUUUGCGCCGAAAUACCAACAACUCCUGGAACAGCUCCAAUGCCCUCAGCCUGCUGAAGUAUAGCGCCAGCAAGAAGUACAACAUCUCCUGGGAGCUGGGCAAUGAGCCCAAUAACUAUCGGACCCUGAUCGGCCGCUCGGUGAAUGGCAGCCAGCUGGGGAAGGACUACAUCCAACUGAGAAGCCUGCUGCAGCUUAUCCGCACUUAUUCCAGAGCAAACCUCUAUGGGCCGAAUGUUGGGAGGCCCAGAAAGAACGUCAUCACUCUCCUGGAAGGGUUCAUGAAAGUGGCUGGCAGCACGGUGGAUGCUGUUACCUGGCAACAUUACUACGUUGAUGGCCGAGUGGCCAAAGUGACCGACUUCUUGAAAACGCGCCUGUUAGACACACUCUCAGACCAGAUCAGGAAAAUCCAGAAAGUAGUGAACACCUACACGCCGGGGAAGAAGAUCUGGCUGGAAGGCAUUGGUGCAACCUCGUCUGGAGGCAUGAACAACCUCUCCGAUUCCUAUGCAGCGGGGUUCCUGUGGCUGAACACACUGGGCUUGCUGGCCAGCCAGGGCAUCGAUGUGGUGGUGCGGCACUCCUUCCUUGACCACGGCCACAACCACCUGGUGGACCAGAACUUCAACCCCUUGCCGGACUACUGGCUGUCCCUGCUCUACAAGCGCCUCAUCGGUCCCAAGGUCCUGGCGAUCCAUGUGGCCGGUCUCCAGAGGAAACCCCGGCCCGGCAGAGUAAUUCGUGACAAGCUUCGCAUUUACGCCCACUGCACCAGCUACCACAACCACAACUACGUCCGGGGGUCCAUCACCCUUUACAUCAUCAACCUGCAUCGCUCUCGGAAGAAAAUCAAGCUGGCAGGAACGCUGCGGGAUAAGAUUGUCCACCAGUACCUGCUGCAGCCCUACGGCAAAGAUGGGCUCCACUCCAAGUCGGUCCAGCUCAAUGGGCAGCCGCUGGCCAUGGUGGAUGAUGGGACACUCCCUGAGCUAAAGCCUCGUUCGCUGCGGGCCGGCCGCACCCUGGUCAUCCCCCCGCUGACCAUGAGCUUCUACGUGGUGAAGAAC
Molecule: messenger RNA, 1139 nt
Organism: Mesitornis unicolor (brown roatelo)
Lineage: Eukaryota; Metazoa; Chordata; Aves; Mesitornithiformes; Mesitornithidae
Gene: HPSE2
Product: heparanase 2 (inactive)
Exons: 9
Cellular component (GO): extracellular matrix; membrane
Molecular function (GO): hydrolase activity, acting on glycosyl bonds
Source: RefSeq, a predicted model, not a curated record